AUGCACUCUUGGUAUCCCCGAACUUUCAGGGACACAGCAUACGUUGCGAAACGGAUGACUUUCAAGCUGCCUUCUUUCAUUGAUCAGAGCCAGCCACCUAUCAAGCUUCCCGUCUCACGUGAUGUUGCCGAUCCUUCUUUCGUCAGCCUGAAACAGGCCGGACCUUCGCAGGCUUCCCUUCCUGCUUUGACCGCCUCUACUUCAAAGCCACAACCCAACGCGAAAUCGAGUCUCUCGUCAUCUCAAUCCCAAUCUCGGGCAACUUCGGAAAAUCUCAAGUCCCAUAGCCUGACCACGAAGUCUAAGGGUCGGCUGUCCAAUGAAGCGUUAGCAAAAGGAUGGGGAAUUGAAACUUCCCACAAGCGGGUCUCGAGUCACGGAACUACACGUGUGACACGUCCAUCUUUGGAAGCUGGUUCAUCCGGCUCAAGCAAGAAGCGAGGAAGACCUGAACCUACAGGUGAUGACGAGGCGGCCUCCUCUGCUGCACCACUGGCUUCUGCCAAGGUGGGGUCUGAUACUGCGGACCAAGGUUUCCAAAAAGGGAGCAAAUCCAAAAAGGCUCCACCGGCUCGGCCAAAGUCUCGAACCGAAAAGAGCCAGUCUACACAAUCAGCAGACACGGAUAUCAUAUCACGGAAAGACCAAAAAUCAAAAGCAGUAAAUGAUGACCUAGUUGGGUCCAGAGACUUCAAAGUCACCUCCGCAAUUUCACCUCAUCUACCAACAUCAAAUCUCAGUACUUCUCCAGAGAUUCGCAACAGGCGGAAUAUGACUGAACUCUCAAAAGAUUCAAGUGUACCCUUGAGGGAAAACACGAACCGCAAAAAGCGAAAAGUCAGUCAACCCACGCAAGAUGAUACUCAGCUUUCCGACGCCAAUAAGGACGCUGCUUCCUCAUCGACGGAUCAUUCGCAACCGAAAGCACGUAAAGACGAAUCCCGAACCAAUCAAAAUCAUUUAGAGCUUCAGCCUACGGGCAUCAUCGAUGCCAAAUCUCGCAAUUUCUCGAAUAGUAAUUCAAGGACAACUACACUUACAAAGAAAGAGAAAAGGCCUGAGUCGAACAAGAUACCUAAUCUGCCGAACCGUGGCAUCGAAGCAAAUCGAUCAAACAUGCCAUGGAAGCCUCUAGAUUCGGUGGAUAGCCCAGUCACGCCCGCAUAUGCCAAAGCUUUUCCUAGUUUGACAUCCACCCUUCAAAGAACUAUCGCCUCACCCGCUGAUCCUAUUGUGAACAGGCGUCUUUCAACACAGCUUUCAGAUAUCACCAAUACGAUUCACUCGGCACGACCAUCAGGCACGCUUACUACUACUACCCAGACUUCUAAGAAUCCUGAAAAGGAGGUAGUGCGCAUUAGCAAAACGGUGAAGAAGGGCACGGCUAAACUUGACCCGAUGGUUAAGUCUUUGGAACAGGAAGAAUCGCUCGCGCUUUCUGAUCGAGGCAAAAGGCUUGGAGAACAACAUCAGCAGGCCUCAAGCAGUGAUACAACUCAAAUGGCUGAGGGUACCUCUACCAAGCCGCAGGCAUCCAUUAACGAUGAUAUCAGUGCUUCUGACGCAGCUCAUGUACGGCCGCCACAAAAUAAGGGACGAAGUGUAAUCAAGGAUCUUCGCAAAAACAGAUCGGAAAGUCCGGAUACAGUCGAUAGUGAUGUCGGCACCCAUCGACCUCACGUCGAGAAUUCGACAUCCUUAAAUGCUGGAUCAGCUAGCGGAUCUACCACCAACAAGCGAUCUAUUGACCCUUCUCCGAAAUGGUCUGCUUUGGAUACUGAAGUUCCUCAACCGAAGAAAUUGAAGAAGCUUGCUCACAAAGUUUUUACGCCAGGCAAACCAUCUGGUAAUAAGGGACAUACGACACGAGACCGACCGGAUGAAGUACCUCCUGUAGGUCUAACAAUGCACUCGAAUCAAGCUAAAAAUACUUGUAAUGAAGAUGAAUUAUACGUUGUUACGGACCGAUUUGUGGAUGAUGAAGAUCUGGAAGAUUUGGAACCAACUCAAUCAAAUGAAAACUCGAAACUUUUGAUCAAGAUUAAAAAUCAAUUAAAUCCACCUGAUAUAGUAUGGAUUUCAAUUAGGAAAUUAUUACAAGAUGAAAUUGAUAAUCUUCCAAAAAGUUAUGAAAUCGAGAAUCAUGAAUCAAAAGAAAAAGAAUGGUUAGAAAGAGUUUAUGAUCGAUUUAAGUUACGAAUGAUGGAAUAUUCUGAAGAAAUCAUUAAACAUGGUUUAUUAAAGUUAAAAUUACAAAAAUUAAUCGAACAAGAGAAAACAGAGAAGAAAACAAAUGAAGAAGUUCAAGAGAAUGGAGUAACUCAAGUACCUCUUUCAUCUUCAAGUUUAAAAAAUCAAGGUCUUGAUGAGAAACCUAAACAAAGUCGACCGUUUAAGAAAGAUAAGAAGAUUAAUGUUUCAGCUGAAGUUGAUGAUCUGGUUAACAAGCCUACCAAAAAUCUUUCAAAUGUUUCUAAACCUAUCAAAACUAGUAAACCUAAUAAAAAUCGAGGAAAGUCAAAUUCAAAAACUAAGAAAGCUAAAUAA
Melampsora larici-populina 98AG31 is the source of this 2547-nucleotide messenger RNA. RefSeq lists its product as uncharacterized. Lineage: Eukaryota; Fungi; Basidiomycota; Pucciniomycetes; Pucciniales; Melampsoraceae. Bases 1 to 2547 code for a protein of 848 amino acids. The record is from RefSeq and is a predicted model, not a curated record. The transcript is spliced from 2 exons.